Molecule: messenger RNA, 2516 nt
Organism: Caenorhabditis auriculariae
Lineage: Eukaryota; Metazoa; Nematoda; Chromadorea; Rhabditida; Rhabditidae
Source: the annotation of a GenBank genome assembly
AUGUACGCGAUCUCUUUUCUACUUUCAAUCGGCUGCGUCGCCGCCUGGCCCUUCUUCAACUCUGAGACGACACCUGACUAUGAAGGACAGGUAAGGCUCUUGGGGACGUCAAAGUGGUCCCUAGAGGGGCAACCUUAGGGGCACUAAAAGGUUCUAGUAGUCCAGGGUUCAUCUUAAUUUUCCCUACAAGGGCACUAAAACUUUCAAAAGUGGCCCCUCUAGAGGUUUUUUGAUUCAGCAACUCGAGAUUCAAAAUCUAAACAAGAUAUAUCGCAUCAGUUGGAGCUCGAAAAUCGCAUAAGAAAAAAAUUACACGAUUCAAAAACUUUCAUUGAAGCUGAAAUGUCUGUUAUUAGAAAGGAGCUUUCAUUUCAAAAUGAAUAAAAAUUUUUUUAGAAAAUAAAAAAAUUAAUUUAGAAGUUUUCAGUUCGAUGCAACGGGUCGUCCAAUCAUCGUUGGCGGAAACUUUGGACCAGUUCGUUUUUCCAGUUGAAGAGAAAAAAACCUCGUUUCUAUCUUCUUAAAAAUAAGCUUUUUUUAUAAUGUUAAAAAAAAUUAAUAUUUUUUUCCAGUUCACCGGACAGCCGUUCACUGGACGACCGCCGUUCGGUUUCAGCCGGAGUCCGGUAAUUUUUUUCAAACUUUUACAGAAAAUUGAUUUUUUUGAGAAUGAAAGGCUCAAAAAAAUGAUUGGUUUAUAGAAUAAAAAAAUUAUCUAGAAAAAAAUUUUUAAAUUUCGAUUUUUCGUAAAAAAUUUUCAGUUCCACGUUGGAUUCGGCGGUAAUCAAGAGCACAAUGUGAGUUUCUCACUUUCUUUAUAAAAUGAAGGGGGCGGAGCCAAAGCUUCGCCGUUCCCAUGUGACGUCAUGGAAACAAGCGUAGGGAGUAUUAAAGGCGCAUGUUCAAUGGGUCAUAAAACGAACCGAAUUCUCCUUUUUUAAAAAACGCAAUUUUUCUGUUGUCGUGUUCAAAGCGAUUCCGCGAACCUCAAAAUAGCCGCCAGAAAUUGAAAAAUAUAACUGAAUUUCGGAAAUUCAGAGAUGAUUUUGAAUUUUGCGAAAAUUAUUUUUAACACGGGAUGCGCGAGAGCGCCGCAGUGCGUGCAGACAAAACACUUCACGGAAAAACAGGGGCGUUUGAAAUUAAAUGCAAAAAACGUGAAAAAUUCAAUAAAGAAAAAUUCCGAAAAAAAUUAACAAUAAUAAGAUUCAAAAUUCAGAAAAAUAAAUUGUAAUAAUUAUUGAAAAAUAAAAUAAAAUUCCAGCAAGGAUUCCCCGGCUUCGGUGGACAACAAGGAAACGGACAGGUAUUUUCUACUUUUUGAAAUAAAAUUAUUACAAGGAAAGGAGAAAAAUGUGACAUUUUAAAGUAAAAAAAAAGAAUUAUAGUACGAACUUUUUGAUCAGAGGAACACUGAAAUAGAUUUUUUUUCGAAAAUUUUUCUGAAAUUCAAAAAACUGAAUAAUCGAUUAUUUUCAGCGACCAGAAGGAUUCCCAGGCUUCGGAGGUCCACGUGAAGGCCAAGGAAACGGACAGGUUCGGGAAAUUAUUUUUAUAAGACUACUCGAACAUUGGCAACACGAAAUGGAAGUGUCGGAGCAUUUCUAGGGACCACUUUAGUAGCGUCAGCACUCUUAAGGGAUCCCUAGAAUUCCUCAGAAACGUCCGGUCUGAGUAAAUUGAUUUUUUUUGCUGAUUGUCCGUAGAGCGCAUGUGUUUCAUUAGAUAAAUCUGGUUACUUUGAAGACUAUUUUUUAUAUUUACAGCAAGGUUUCCCCGGCUUCGGUGGCCAGCAGCAAGGUCAAGGAAAUGGUCAGGUUAGUGAUAUAUAAAUCCAGAUUUUUAAAAAAAAUUUGGAAUUAUCCGAAAAAAGUUUCAUAUGACAGUAAUGAAGUGAAUAUAACUAUUAAUUUUUUUUCAGCAAGGAUUUCCCGACUUUGGUCACCAUGAAGGACAAGGAAACGGACAGGUUUAGAAGUUUUUCAAAAAUGGAAAUCCUAAUACAUAGGCAACUACGGAAAAGGUGGAAAGGCUGCAAAGAUAUGUUUGGAAAAGUGAAAAAAGGGUCCUUUUUUGCUGCCCUUUUGCGCCAUUUUCUCGGCCCUUAUGCAUCAUUUUUGCUGCCUUUCCCUCUUUCCACCAUUUAUUGGACCUUUAAAAUCCCAGAAAAAUGGAAGGCUCGAUAAAGGGACUCUCUUUGCUGCCUUUUUGCAACCUUUUUGCAGCCUUUUUGCUACCUUUUUGCAGCCUUUUUGCUACCUUUUUGGGGCCUUUUUUGAGCCUCUCCCUUUCAGCGGCCAUUAUCUAUCAUUCCGACUUUGCCCGAGUACUUUACCCCAAAAAAAUCGCGUAAUUUUUGUUCAUAAAGGAAGUCAUUGGCUUUUCUCUACCUUUUUUUUUAAAUAUUACCUCCGAAGUCAUUUUUGAUGUUGAAAAAUUGGAUUCAGGGACCAUUCGACGGCGUCCCGACGACAACGGAAUCCAGCUGGUUUAGCAACAUCUUCGGCAAGAAGUGA